AUGUCACCGCUCUUCCAUUAUUCAUUCAUCCUAUGUCUCCUCGUGCUCGUCUCGCACAACAUCUGGCACCGCCGGUCGCUCUCGUACCUCCCCAACCCCACCCUUCCCUCGAUAAUACCGACCCCGUUUAAGUCACUCUUCCCGUCAGUCUCGCUCAAUGGAAUCACAUUUCUCGCCAAGGAGUGUCAGAGUCUCACCCAGCUACCCUACCAACCCGCGAACAACCCUCAAGCCCUCUUCGCCCCACACAGCAUGCCAACGUUCAUCCUCGCCUCGUCCCACCGCCUGCACGCGUCCGCCUUUGCAGUCGUGGGGCUGGGCACCCCUCUUCACCCGGCACGGCAUGCCAACGCUCAUCUUCGCCCCGUCCCACCGCCUGCAUGUGUCGAUGUGUCGCUCAGUCAGCUUAAAAUACCACCUCCUUCCCCUUUCUCCCCCCUCUCUUCCCCAGCCCUCUUCGCUCCACACGGCAUGCCAACGUUCAUCUUCGCCUCGUCCCACCGCCUCCACGCAUCCGCCUUUGCAGUCGUGGGGCUGGGCGCGCGGGCAGGGCGGUACCUGUGGGGGAGCAGGGAGGAGACGUGCCUGUGGAUCUCCCUUGAAGGACCGAGGGCUAUUACGGUAAGCACUGGAGGGUCAAUUCAUCCCUCCGCACCGCACUACACCGCACCGCACCGGAAGGGUGCUGGUUGCUGUGCUGGGCGCGCGGGCAGGGAGGUACCUGCGGGGGAGCAGAGAGGAGACGUGCCUGUGGAUCUCCCUUGA
Molecule: messenger RNA, 765 nt
Organism: Closterium sp. Naga37s-1
Lineage: Eukaryota; Viridiplantae; Streptophyta; Zygnematophyceae; Desmidiales; Closteriaceae
Source: the annotation of a GenBank genome assembly